GAUAUCAUUCGCAUCGAACUCUUCGAGAUCUGCAAACCAGCCAUAAUUCAACAUGAAAUUCCUGAUCGUUUUCGUAGCCCUCUUCGCUUUCGCUUUGGCUAACGAAGCCCAAAUUCUUAACUAUGAAUCCGAUGUUGGACCCGAAAAAUUCGAUUAUAAAUAUAAGACCAGCGACGGCCAGGCGGCUAGCGCUAGGGGAGAGUUGAGAUACGCUAACACCGACCACGAGUCCCUCGCUGUCCAGGGAUCCUACCGCUUUGUUGCCGAUGAUGGCCAGACCUACGAAGUCAAGUAUGUCGCCGAUGAGAACGGAUUCCAGCCCCAAGGUGCCCAUCUGCCCGUUGCUCCCGUGGCUUAAGCUAUCCAAAGAGUUAACGAUCUCUUUUUAUUGUUUUACUGAAAAAUCCUUCAAUUAUUAAUAAAACCUCAACAGAUUGAUUAAAAAUACA
Molecule: messenger RNA, 449 nt
Organism: Drosophila sechellia
Lineage: Eukaryota; Metazoa; Arthropoda; Insecta; Diptera; Drosophilidae
Product: larval cuticle protein 65Ag1
Exons: 2
Coding region: 53-358 (101 amino acids)
Cellular component (GO): chitin-based extracellular matrix
Molecular function (GO): structural constituent of chitin-based larval cuticle
Source: RefSeq, a predicted model, not a curated record